AUGGCUGCCAUAAGGACCAUGCAACUAGGGCAAUUUCUUGACUCGGUCGAUGGCAGAGCAUGUCGACUAGGUGUUAUCACACUGAUCGCAGUUCUAGUAAUUUCCUUAACCAUUACUCGAUCAUGGCUGCGGCUGAAACAUAUCCCUGGACCACCCAUGUCGGCUUUGACAAACUGGGUUCGCCGAUCGUGGGUUGUCACUGGUGAUGCGCAUAGGAUACAUACGGCACUUCAUCGCAAAUAUGGCACGGUGGUACGAAUCGGGCCAAAUGUAGUCAUGGUAUCUCAGCCACAGGCCAUUGACACAAUAUAUGGUUUCAAGACCAGGCUGGAAAAGUCGGAGUUCUACGACUCAAUUAUGCCUCGAAUCAUGGGUGGAAAACUCCCCGAUAUCUUCGCAACGCGAGAUGAAGGCAUCCAUCGGCAGAUGAGAAAGCCUGUGGCCCGUUUCUUCUCGGUCACCAAUUUGACUACCUUCGAGGCGGCGAUGACAUCCACCAUGGAUCGAUUUCUCUCCCGUUUGAAUGAUACCUUCGCAAACCGCGAUGAGACAUUCGAUCUUUUCCGUUGGAUUCAAUUUUUCAUGUUUGACGUCCUUGGUGAAGUCACCUUCUCGCGCGAUUUGGGCUGUAUUGAAAAGGGCGAGGAUGUCAAUGGCAUCAUGGCAAAUAUUUGGUCAUAUUUUGGGCAGGUCGCCGCGAAUACCCAAAUGCCUUGGCUCGACUAUCUCUGGAGAGACAACCCGUUGGCGCCCCAAUCGGCCAAGAGCAACCCCCUGGCUGAGUUCGCAUUCGCUCGGAUAAUGGAGAGAGUAGAGUCAAGUGAGAUUGACAAACAGAAUGCAUCUCACAACGACUUUUUGUCGUGCUUCCUUCGGGAACAAGCCAAAGACAACACUCUGCCACAGCUGUUUGUUCCUACUUGGGUGAACUCGAACAUCAUUGCCGGUGCGGACACUACUAGCAUCCUUGCUAGUGCUACGGUAUAUUACCUUCUCAAAAACCCUUCAUCACUCGCAAAACUUAGAGAAGAGAUAAAAGAAGCCGCAGCUCAUGGCCGUCUCUCGCGAUGUGCCACAUGGAAGGAGUCGAGAGAACUGCCAUAUCUAGAUGCCUGCGUCAAAGAAGCCACCAGAUUGCAUCCUCCCUUUGCUCUUCCUUUUGAGCGGAUAGUACCCAAGGAGGGAAUGGAAGUCGAUGGCUUGUUCAUUCCCGGGGGGACAAGAGUCGGGAUUAAUCCCUGGGCGAUGCAGCGCGAGGCAUCAGUGUUUGGCGCAGACCCUGAUGCGUGGCAACCCGAACGCUGGUUAUGCAGCGAAGCGAAUCAGCAGCAAAUGUACAAUUCCCUUUUAACAUUUGGUGCUGGUCAUCGAAGUUGUCUUGGAAGACACCUGGCCUACUUCGAGAUUUACAAGCUUGUUGCAUCAUUGUUGCAGCAUUUCGAGGUCAGUUAUAGGGUAUAUUUGGAAUCAUCAUACUGA
Messenger RNA from Penicillium salamii, 1479 nucleotides. NCBI's taxonomy places the organism in Eukaryota, Fungi, Ascomycota, Eurotiomycetes, Eurotiales, Aspergillaceae. The record is from the annotation of a GenBank genome assembly.